AUGCCCCCCAUUCUUCCAACCCUCCCGCCUCUUCGUUCUCUUCCAGCCGCCAUAACCCCUCUCUUUCUCUCGAACGGCGCGAUACUAGCAACUCCAAUAUCAAUGCUGCGCCGUCGGGGCUUCAUGUGUGCGAUUUCGAUGCAUCUCUCUAUUCACAAAACCAAUACCAGUCCUUACCGCCAUUUACUGCUUCUUCCGUUCCUACUGCUCCUCCUGCAACUUCAAAUUUGCCUUCUGCUUCUUCGCCCUCUCUCGGGUCUAUUCAUUCUUCGACUUCUGCUCGGGAGCUAUCUUCACCACUCGCUUGUCCCAGAGGGAUCUGUUUCUCAUGCACCAAAUGCUACCACCGCUACGAUUGCUCCCACAUCACCCUGGCUUGAUUUGCUUGAGCUUAACCAUAAUAAUCUCGGCCGGGGUGACCAGUCGCUAAGCUCCUCGUUAUUGUUGCCAUCCGGGAUUGAUUUGCAAGCUAAGGCUGCAUCGACCUUGUCGAAUCCACCCUCUGAUUCGCCUGUUCCUGCUGCUCUUGCUGAAUGCAGUUUACUGUACCCAGAUUCUAAAGGGAAUGCGCUAGAUAUUGAUGAAUCACUUUUUUCAACUUUGCAAGAUGCCUUCGCGAUGCAAAUUCCACCAGACACACAAAUUUGUCUACCAGACUUUAACCAUCCGUCGAAUACCGCCCAACAGUAUUAUCUUCCUACUUCCCAAAGCAUUCACAACCAAGACAUCAAUCAUCUGCAACACCUUGAAUCGCAUGUUGCCAUCCCAUCACAAUCCCAUUCACAAGUCCCAACUCAACAUGUCCAAGAAUACCAUUCUUCUCCUCAAUCACCAGCUCCAAUCACAAGAGCCGGCCCAGACCCUACCACCAACUCUCGGCAAUCGUCCCCUUUAUCAACACGAACAAGACGUUCUCCUACAGCGGUGACUACGACAACGCCAGCGGACCAUGUUGCUGACAAGCGUCGACGCAACACCCUUGCUGCCCGCCGCUUCCGCCAAAAGCAACAUGAUCGUGUUGCGGAGCUAGAGCGUGCGCUGGAGAGCGUAUGCAAGGAAAGGGAUGAGUUGAAGAUGCAGGCUGCCAGAUGGGAAGGAGAGGUUGUUGCCUUGAGGGGAAUGUUGAGGAGGAGAAAUUUUAAGGACUAAGUGAAUCUUGUUCUGUUUUGCUUGAUGGACUUUUUGGCCGUUGAUUUUCUUUCCCGGAUGGAAAGACAAGGAAUUGGUGAGUAUGGAUUUUUUUUUUUUUUACCAACGCUUGGGUUGCGUUUCGAGUCAUUUAAUUCUGGUUCUGGUACUCGUUAGUGGUUUGUUGUGGGAGUUGUGUCUCUUGCUGCAGUCUAAUUUCGAAAAAGAGGAAAAAUGCAAUUGAUAAAUUGAUUCACUUUUGUUUUUUCGUCGUUGUUCCUUUUCUCAAGGUUCCGCCGUUUUUUCGGUCUUCGGGUACAUGUUAUAUAUGUCCUUUAUUUAUCCUUUUUAUUCUUUC
Messenger RNA from Histoplasma capsulatum G186AR, 1486 nucleotides. RefSeq lists its product as uncharacterized. Gene Ontology annotation, biological process: regulation of transcription by RNA polymerase II. NCBI's taxonomy places the organism in Eukaryota, Fungi, Ascomycota, Eurotiomycetes, Onygenales, Ajellomycetaceae. Gene Ontology annotation, molecular function: RNA polymerase II transcription regulatory region sequence-specific DNA binding; DNA-binding transcription activator activity, RNA polymerase II-specific. Gene Ontology annotation, cellular component: nucleus. The record is from RefSeq and is a predicted model, not a curated record. The coding region runs from base 1 to 1149 and encodes 382 amino acids. The transcript has 3 exons.